Messenger RNA from Neolamprologus brichardi, 6773 nucleotides. The record is from RefSeq and is a predicted model, not a curated record. Lineage: Eukaryota; Metazoa; Chordata; Actinopteri; Cichliformes; Cichlidae.
UACCCUAAGAAUGUGAAACAAAUAUUUGCUCUGCUUUCAGUACUGUUAGUCAUCAUCUCGUCCCGUCCUGAUGAGGAAUUUAACAGUAAUUCUGGUAAACGUGUUCCUGCUGACCUCAACUGUGAUUUCAAAGAUUGUGGCAACGGCUCUGAUGAGGAAUUUUGUGGCUCAUGCGACUUUGAGGAUCACUCCUGUGGUUGGAAAGAUGUUAGUCAGACCUCUUAUUCCUGGAGAAGGCAGAUGGCAAACAUUACCUUAAUACCUGGACAGGACCAUACCACAGGAAGUUCAUGGGGUCAUGUAAUGCAUAUAGAUGGUAAGGAAGGAGGUGGGAUUUUUUCAGAUGCUGAUUUGGAAUAUUCUGUUGACCAGGGAGCUGCUCUGGGAUGCCAGAUUAGGUUUUGGUACCAUAUUUAUGAUCAAGAAUCAUCAUCGCUCCCAUCAAGAUCAGCUCUUACAGUAAAAGUGAUCAGAGACCACACUGAAACAGAUUUACUGAAGAUUUCUGGUGAAACAGAUGGUUGGGAGAAUGCCACAGCGUUAAUUGGAAAUCAGCCAGGAGGAUACAAGCUACUGUUUUCAUUCAGUCUUUCAUUUUUGGAAAAACUGGAUGUUAUGCUGGAUGAUAUCAACUUUGAAUACUGUAAAGAGGGGGAAGUCCCAGCUGGAGGUACAGACAACCUUUCAUGUGACUUUGAAAAGGAUACCUGUGCAUGGUACCAUGACUACAGAGCCAGUCUCUUGUGGGAAAAGAGUAAAGGUGGAUAUGAUCGCCCAACUGGGAAUGGCUACUACAUGCUCAUAGAAGCUAAACGAAACCUAAACAUCUCAUCGGCAGCCAGACUCAUUAGCUUUCCUCAGCCUGCGGAUCAAGUGCUUUGUGUGAGUUUCUGGUACCACAUAUUUGGCAACAGCAUUGGCUCACUCAAGUUUAUUGCAAAGCAUUCUGGUGAGCCAGAGACAGUUAUGUGGAUGAGAAGUGGCACCCAAGGAAACAAAUGGCAUUAUGCUGAUCUUACCUUCAACAGCGACAAACCAAUACAGUUUAUUAUAGAAGCUGUUACGGGAGGUGAACAAGGGAGCAUAGCCAUUGAUGACGUAGUGGUGUUCAGCGGCGAAAAUGGUUCUUGUCCACCAGAGAGAGAGUGCACCUUCCAGGGCUCCCUUUGUGGUCUGCUGCCUCACCAAUCUGCAAACUUCAGCUGGGACCGGAUCACCGGAGAGUCCCAACCAGCCCUCUCUUCAGGCCCCAGAGUGGAUCACACACUGGGGACAGAUCAAGGUUAUUACCUGAGCGCCCAGUUGUGGAGCCAUCCUGUGGGGUCCAGAGGUGCAAUGACGAGCGCGGUGCUCAAGCCUACCCCUUCAAAGGGGGAAUGCCUAAUGUUCUGGUACUACAUGGAGGGAAAUGGCGUGGGAGAGCUAAAUGUGUAUCUUCAAACCCUCAGCAGCCACAAAGAUCCCCUCAAGCUGUGGACCAGAGCAGGUGAUCAGGGGAAGCACUGGAGGCAUGGAAGAGUGACACUUCUCAGUCCUCAUAGCACAUAUCAGGUGAUUUUUGAGGCAAUAGUUGGGGAUGAACCAAGCAGAGAUAUUGCCAUUGACGACCUCAUAGUCCUGAAUGAUGCAUGUCCUCCGACGGGUUUUUGUGACUUUGAGAGGGACUUCUGUGGUUGGGUCAACAAUCCUCCCCCAGAGUUUGGAGUUGAGUGGGAUUGGCUCUCUAGCAAAAGUGAUGGCUCAAUGAUUCCACCCAGAGACCACACCACAGAAUCUGCUUUAGGCCACUUUGCAUUUUUCGUGGCAUCCAAUUCUGAUAAAGAAGAAAUUGCCCAACUGGAGAGUGAAUCAAUGGCAGCUGUUGACCAAGCUUGUCUGGAGAUAUGGCACUAUGUUGGAACAUGGCUAUCAACUAGGCCUUCAGCCAUUACACUAACAGUGUUUGUCAAUGAGCCUGCUGGACUGCGUGCUGUGUGGAAUACAAGUGGAUUUUCUAAUAACAAUUGGAUCAGAGACAGGGUGGAUUAUAGCGCAUCAGGCCCUCACCAGAUUAUUUUACAAGCCAGGUGUCCCGCCUCAACAGAUGACAGCUUUUCCCUGGAUGACGUUCACAUAAUCAGGAACAUGUCUUGUGAUGACCUCAUUCCAACCACUACACCAUACCCAACCACCACCAUGACCAGUGCUCCUGCCUCUGCCAUGGACUGCACCUUUGAAGAAGGUCUGUGUAACUGGGUCCAGGAGGUCAAUCAUGAUUUGAACUGGACUCUCAGUAUUGGACUUCCAGUUGAGCGACCAUGGGAUGGACCUCAGUAUGAUCAUACUGUUGGGAAUAAUGAAGGUUUCUUUCUACUUAUUAAUGGAUUUGGAUCUAAGGAUGGUGAAAAAGCAGUCAUCUCUGUUCCUGUCAUUACUCGUGCAUCACCAAUCUGUGUUGAUUUCUGGUAUCACAUGCUCGGGCCUUCAGUGUCAAACCUGGAUCUGCUGGUUCAAACAAAAUCAUCUGAACACUUAGUUUGGACUCGUCGGGGAACGCAGAAUCCAGAGUGGAUGAAUGCGAAAGUAACCCUCAGCAUGAAUGACAUAGUACAGAUUGUGUUUAGUGGUCAAAGAGAUACCAGCAGUCAAGGAUUCAUUGCUAUUGAUGAUGUUAAAGUUAGAGAGGGGGCCUGCAGUAAUCACGAUGCGUGUGGGUUUGACUCGGACUUGUGUGGCUUUGAGAAUGAUGUGAGUCAUUUGGGUCGCUGGAUUCGCAGAAAAGGAACAAAGCAUCAUGUGGAUCACACAUAUGGAACUGAGAAUGGUUUCUACAUGAUGGUAAAUUCUACACAGGAUGAGAUCGCUGAGCUGUUCACACCAGAUUUACCUUCAGUUAAAGAAAUGUGUGUGCGCUUCUGGUACUGGUUACCCACAGACUCAUCUAGCAACCUCGCUAUCCAUAUAAGACAAAGCGCAGAAGUUGGUGAUGUCCUCUGGCAGCAGACUGGAGGGCUCUCUACAGGGUGGGAGGUGGCAGAGGUCACGGUGUCAUCACCUACAAAAUUCAAUGUGGUGUUUAAGGCUGUUCAUGUGCAUGGCACGAAUACCACAGUGAAAAUCGAUGACUUUUCUGUGAGGGACGGAGCCUGUAGUCCUCCGGGUAGCUGUGACUUUGAGUCUGGACAAUGCACCUGGGUCAACAUCCUCCAAGAAGACGGACAUGACUGGGUGCUGGCCAGAGGAGGCUUCCACGGUCCACCAACAGACCAUACCACACAGAGCCCGGAGGGUCGGUUCCUGUUGAGCUCGUCACCAAACCAAAGUCACAGCAGUGUUGCACAGGUAGUGUCUGAAUGGAUCCAACUUAAAGAUACCACAUCCUGUCUCACUUUAUGGUACCACAUGGACAACAGCGACUCCGGGACUUUGCAGGUGUUCAUACGUUCAGGGCCGUCAGACGAGGAUCUGAUGUUCCACAGUAACAGCAGUGAGAGCCGCUGGGGCAAGUUCUCUCACUCUGUAGAGACGUCCAAACCUUUCCAGCUGCUGAUCGAGGCAGAGACUAGCAGAGGAUUCAUUGCCAUUGAUGACAUUGGUCUCACACCAGGCCUCUGUCAAGUUAAUGAAACAAAUUUAGGGUUUGCGGGUUGCUCGUUUGAGAAUGGCACAUGUAACUGGGAGGACAUCAGUGUUGGCCAGUGUCGGUGGAUGAGAGGAAGGAACGUUACUGGGAAUACAGGACCACCCGUGGACCACACUCUGGGCAAUAAUCUUGGUUGGUACAUGGCAGUGGAACCUAUCCGGGGUGAUCAAAUGAGCCCUGCUACCCUCCAGAGUCCCUUCAUGAAACAGGCUAGCACCACCUGCAUACUGCACUUCUUCUACAACAUGUAUGGAGGUCACUACAUUAUACCUGGAACUCACCUGACUGCAAGUGGCGAGACAGCAGAGAUUCUGUCCAAAACUUUAUUGCCCAGCUUUAAUUGCACUGUGAGAUUCUUCUACUUCAGCCUGAAUGAUGCUUCAGGCCGACUAACUGCACAGUCCAGGACUCUACGGUCCGGUAGUGACGACAGAGUUUUAUGGACCAGGGAAGCAUCACAAAGCUACAGCUGGCAGAGAGCCGAGGUUACGUUGUCCUCCGCAGCCAGCAGCAAGAUUGCCUUUAGGUAUGAGCUCGGCGGCGGUCCCAGAGGUCUGGUUGCACUGGACGAUGUAUCUUUCUCCAGGGAUUGUGUAUUUGACCCCGACAACAGCGAGCUACCUGACCUGUCGUCGACCUCUGCCCCACCAUCAACCUCUAACACACCCACUUCUCCACACUUGACCUCUACUGCACCAAUAAACCCCUGUCAGGAUAAUGAGUUUUUUUGCUGGCAGUCACCGGAAAAAGUGUGUAUUCUGGCUACCUUACAAUGUAACUAUCAUCUAGACUGCCCGCAGGGGGAAGACGAAGCCGGCUGUGGUCCGUGCACAUUUGAGAAUGAUCAGUGCCGAUGGACUGAUGUUAGCGAUGGACAGAGCAAGUGGCAGAGGCAGCGAGCCAGUAACAACACUGAGCCACCCACUGAUCACACUGCAGACACAGGCUACUACAUGAGAGUUAAUUUCAGUAAGGGGUCUACACAGAGUGAAGCUCAACUCGAGAGUCCCCCGCUGUCUCCUUCGUCCCCCUACUGCCAGAUUCGGUUUCACUUCCACAUCAGUGCAGAGAGCGCUGGGUCACUCAGAGUGCUUAUGCAGCAAGCUGGAGGGAGUGAAGCAAUCUUGUGGUCACGUAGUCACAGCACCGUCUCUCAUUGGAGCCCGGAGCAUCUGCCUCUCGGCCUGCACCAACAGCCUUAUAAGGUGUUUGAUUUUGCCUCCUCUCAACAAUGAAAAAUGUACACGGGAACUGCUUCUCAUGUUGUUGCUGUGGAUGAUAUCUCUUUCCUAAACUGUGAAAAACCCUACCAACCUCCAGCUCUGGCAUCCUUUGGCUGUUCUUUUGAAGAUGGCCUGUGUGCUUGGGUUCAGGGGGCUGAGGAUCAGCUGGACUGGCUUAGCGGGGCAGGUCCCACUCAAACCUCUAACACCGGGCCUGCAGGAGACCACACCAGCAGCAAAGGGAAAUACCUUUACAUUGAGAGUUCCUCACCAAGCAUAAAGGGUGAUUCAGCCCAGCUGAAGUCUUCACUGCUUCCACCUGCUGGUGAAAAAGGAUACUGUUUUUCAUUUUGGUACCACAUGUUUGGAGCCACUGUGGGUUCCCUCAAGAUGUUCCUGCAAACAUCUGAUCCCUUAGAGAAAACUCUGGUGUGGCAAAAAUCAGGAAACCAAGGAGAUGAGUGGCUGCAGGUUCAGAGCCAUGUGAACGUGCAGAAAGUCCACCAGGUUGUUCUGGAGGCAGCAGUGGGGGGAGAGGCUGGAGACAUAGCCAUCGAUGACAUCUCCUUGAGUCCUGGAGCAUGUCCUGUUUCUAAUUUGUGUGACUUUGAGGAUGGGAGCUGUAACUGGGAGCAGCAAGCAGCCGGUGAUUCUGAGUGGAUCAGACAUCAGGGAUAUACUCACAACCCUUACACAGGACCGGAGAGCGACCACACCACCAGCACACCUACGGGUCACUACUUCUACCUGCCUUCAUCCUCUACUGACCGAGCUGGCCAGAAAGCUGCAAUGUUUUCACCUCUGUACCCAGCAGACAAAGGAUCUUGCGUGCAGCUGUGGUACCACAUGUAUGGCAAAGGAAUGGGGACACUAAAUGUUUACCAGCAAAGUGAAGAUGGGAAGGAAGCUCUGAUUUUCUCUCAGACAGGAGACCAGGGCCUUCUGUGGAGGUUUGCUCAGGCUUCUCUUCUGCCUCGGCUUCAUCCUUACAGAAUUGUGGUGGAAGGUGUGAAGGCUGGCCCUACACAGGAGGGGGACAUGGCUAUUGAUGAUGUACAGCUGACUGAUGAUCAGUGUCUUCCUCGUGGAUUUUGUGACUUUGAGGACACGAUGUGUAGCUGGAGCAACCUGGGUGAAGGAGUCGACCAGGGAGACUGGCUCCGUGGCAGUGGUGGUUCCCCGAACCCACAUACAGGACCCAGUGUGGAUCACACUACUAAAUCCACACAAGGUCACUAUGUUUACGUGGACAGUUUUGUGGGUGAGUGGGGAGUCUCAUCCUUCCUGGUCAGUGAUGUUUUACAGCCCUCCACACGAGGGCACUGUCUCACAUUCUGGUACCACAUGUAUGGAAACCAUGUUGGGACCCUCCGUGUCUAUAUAAAUAACAGGAAAAUGCAGGCUGGUGGUGAUGAAGUAGGCCUAUUGAAGUGGACUGAAACAGGAAACAAGGGAGAAAAGUGGCAGAUGGCAAAUGUGUCUGUCACACAUGAUGAAGCAUUCUGGUUUGUGUUUGUGUAUCAGCGAGGCAGGACGGCAGGUGGGGACGUUGCUCUUGAUGAUAUCACCAUCAUCCCAGGCAGCUGCUACACAGAGCCUCCCAUUGAUCACUCUGACAAUAAGGGUAUGAUUGUCGGCCUUGCAGUUGGGCUAAUUGUUCUUGCUGGGAUCAUCAUCUUCAUCGUCCUUGUUAUGCUGAACCAAAAUCAUAAUAAAAUGAAUCAGCAGCUAUUUGUGAACGAUGACGAUACGAUUAACCAGAACUCAGUGUUUGACCUGUAUGACUGCAGAAUAGAUGGCACGCAACAUGGCACUGAAUCUGACUUCUCCUUCUUUAACAAGAUUUAUGAUCCAUCGCCGCAAGCAAGGGAGGCCACCACUUCAUCGACUGACGCUUAGGCCAGAUGUUUUUCUGUCAAAGUAAAUAA